Phacochoerus africanus (Common warthog) is the source of this 2796-nucleotide messenger RNA. It is a transcript of the gene RGL3, whose product is annotated as ral guanine nucleotide dissociation stimulator like 3. NCBI's taxonomy places the organism in Eukaryota, Metazoa, Chordata, Mammalia, Artiodactyla, Suidae. Gene Ontology annotation, molecular function: guanyl-nucleotide exchange factor activity. The record is from RefSeq and is a predicted model, not a curated record. Gene Ontology annotation, cellular component: plasma membrane. Gene Ontology annotation, biological process: Ras protein signal transduction; positive regulation of GTPase activity. The transcript has 17 exons. The coding region runs from base 278 to 2434 and encodes 718 amino acids.
GGGGUAGAUGAGUGAGGUGGGACCAGGUGAGGUCGCAAUGCCCCGCAGGACUUGGGGACAGAACUGGAUGGCAGGGCCUAGGUAAGCCAGGUUUAGUGGGGCAGAGUUGGAGAGGGAGGAGUGGUCUUUAGAAGUGGCCAGGUGAGGGCCAGGUGGGGAGGAGGGAUGGAUGGAGAACGGGCCAGUGAAGUGUGGCAGAGGAGGGCUGAGAGCAGCCAGGGGACAGGUGGUGGUGGGAGCUUGUGAAUGGGGUGGAGCCUGAGGGUGUCCAGGGCGGAUGUGGGGGUGGGGUAGUUGUGCAUGGAGCAGAAUAAUGAAUCCAAGUGGCAGAAUUCAGGAGAGAGGACAGGAUCAGAUGCAAGAGUGGUGCUUCCAUGGACUUGAUUGGAAAGGAGUGCCUGGGGCCACUCCUCUGUAUUUCAUUGCCUGCGUCCCCGCUCCACAGGCCUCCAGCCCCGCUGCUGAUACCUUCCUCCAUUACCGCACCAGCAAGGUGCGGGCACUGAGGGCAGCACGGCUGGAGCGGCUGGUGCGGGAGUUGGUGUCUGGGGAUCGAGAGCAGGACCCGGGGUUUGUGCCUGCCUUCCUGGCCACCCACCGGGCUUUUGUGCCCACUGCCCGAGUUCUGGGCCUUCUCCUGCCACCACCGCCACCGCCCCUGCCACCAGGGGUAGAGCUCAAGAAGACAGAGGGAAGAGAUCUGAGCUUGAACAAGAACUUGAGGGCUGUGGUGUCAGUGCUGGGCUCCUGGCUGCGGGACCACCCUCAGGAUUUCCAGGACCCCCCAGCCCACUCGGACCUAGGCAGUGUCUGCACCUUUCUGAGCUGGGCAGCCCCAUCAGGGGCUGAGGCCCAGGAGGCAGAAAAGCUGCUGGGAGAUUUCCUGGAGGAGGCUGAGCAAGAGCAGGAAGAAGAGGAGCAGUCCCAGGCAUGGGGAGGAUCCCUAGGGGCUGCCCAGAUCCCCUAUCCAGACUCCCCAGCAGGCUGCUUGGAGGAGGAGGAAAGACUCGUGAGGGAAGGCCCUGAGCUCCUGGACUUCAGUGUAGACGAGGUGGCCGAGCAGCUGACCCUGAUGGAUGUGGAGCUCUUCUCGCGCGUGCGACCCUGCGAGUGCCUGGGCUCCGUGUGGUCGCAGCGAGACCGGCCGGGGGCCACAGGCACCGCCCCUACCGUGCGCGCCACUGUGACCCAGUUCAACAGAGUGAUCGGCUGCGUGCUGGGCUCGGUCCUUGGAGAGCCGGGCCUGGCUGCCCCGCAGAGGGCGCAGCGGCUGGAGAAGUGGAUCCGCAUCGCCCAGCGCUGCCGGGAACUGCGGAACUUCUCCUCCCUCCGUGCCAUCCUGUCUGCUCUGCAGUCCAACCCCAUCUACAGGCUCAAGCGCAGCUGGGGGGCAGUGAGCAGGGAACCGUUAUCUACUUUCAGGAAACUUUCGCAGAUUUUCUCCGAUGAAAACAACCACCUCAGCAGCAGAGAGAUUCUUUCCCAGGAUGAGGCCACCAAGGCAUCCCAAGAAGAGGACACCCCCCCAGGAAGCCUGCUCUCAAAACUGCCCCCAGGGCCUGUCCCCUACCUUGGCACCUUUCUCACGGACCUGGUUAUGCUGGAUACAGCCCUGCCGGACAUACUGGAGGGGGAUCUCAUCAACUUUGAGAAGAGGAGAAAGGAAUGGGAGAUCCUGGCCCGCAUCCAGCAGCUGCAGAGGUGCUGUCAGAGCUACUGCCUGAGCCCCCGCCUGCCCGUCCUGGCUGCCCUGCGUGCUCAGUGCCAGCUCAGCGAGGAGCAGAGCUACAGCAUCUCCCGUGUCAUUGAGCCGCCGGCUGCCUCUUGCCCCAGCUCCCCACGUGUCCGGCGGCGAAUCAGCCUCACCAAGCGCCUCAGUGCGAAGCUGUCCAGAGAGAGAGGCUCAUCUCCUGGUGGGAGCCCUGGGGACCCCUCAUCCUCCACCUCCAGUGUGUCCCCAGGAUCCCCCCAAUCCAGUCCUAUAACCAGGGACCCUCCAGCUGGCAGUCCUCCAGCAUCUCCAGGGCCCCAGGGCCCCAGCGUCAAGCUGCCCCUGAGCCCAGACCUGCCAGGCCCCCGGCCCCUGGCCUUGCCCUUGAGUGGCCCUCGCAUCCCUCUCCCUGGGCAGCAGGGCUCAGAGGCCCGAGUCAUCCGCAUCAGCAUCAACAACGACCAUGGGAAUCUGUAUCGGAGCAUCUUGCUCACUAGUCAGGACAAGGCCCCCAGCGUGGUGCAGCGAGCCUUGGAAAAGCACAAUGUGGCCCAGCCCUGGGCCCGUGACUACCAGCUCUUUCAAGUCCUUCCUGGGGACAGGGAACUCCUGAUUCCUGACAAUGCCAAUGUCUUCUACGCAAUGAGCCCAGCCGCCCCUGGAGAUUUUGUGCUGCGGCGGAAGGAGAUGGCCCGGCACACAACUUCAAUCUCCUCUGCCUGAAGUGGCUCUCCUCAUCUUCUAGGACAUGGCCCCAUGCGCAGAAAAGGGCCUGGCUUCUAUCACCAGGGGGUGGGGAGGAGGCUGUUCCCUGGAAAGCUCCCCUUUCCCCAUAGAGGCCAUUGUGCUCCAUAACCUAUAACUGCCCCCAACCUCAUUGAACCCCAUCCUUCUGACCCUCUUGGCACCAGAUCCCUAUUCCAAAGACAUCAGGCCAUGGGGUGGCUGGUGGAGAACUCCAUCCCAUAAACAUAGAAAGAGGCAGAGCAUCGGGGGUCAGACUCUCCCCCAGAGAAAUCUUGUAACUGUUGCAGACCUUUCAGAAGCAACAGAAGCGGAUGAAAAUAGUGACCAAAGUCAUGAAA